Molecule: messenger RNA, 1415 nt
Organism: Vidua chalybeata
Lineage: Eukaryota; Metazoa; Chordata; Aves; Passeriformes; Viduidae
Gene: ACYP2
Product: acylphosphatase 2
Exons: 7
Coding region: 219-713 (164 amino acids)
Molecular function (GO): acylphosphatase activity
Source: RefSeq, a predicted model, not a curated record
AGGAACAAGAGGAUGAGCAGACAUCAAAUGUAGUCAUGCUGAGUUACUUUGGGAGAUGCCAUGCAAAAUAUUUUGCUCUGGAGCAAACAGGUUGGGGCGUGCAUACUCAUGGUGGUUGUUGCCAAAGCAACCAGCACUUGAAGGCUGGAAGUUGCUUUCCUGGGAGAAUUUUUUUGGAACUUCGAUGACAAAUUGCUUAGUUAUCCACUAAAAAGCUGAUGUGGCUUUCCAGAAGGAUGACCUUCACCUUGAGAUGGAUGGCUGAGUGCAGAGUCCAGGUCAGUGUGGACAUAAAAGCUUUGUUUGAAUUACUGGAAUGGCUGAAUUUGGGUUUACUUUCCACUCACUUCUUUACUUUGGAACAAAUGACUGCAGUGUUGCUGAGAUUUUUCUGCCCUUGUGUUAAAUACCCAAUGGGCCUAGGCAUUCCUGCUGUUGGGAUGCACGGAGCAGCCAGGCUCCCACACACCUCCAGGCUGCAGCUCUAUUCUGGACCACCAUGCCCAUGCCUCAGCAGGUCCCUUCAUUUCCAGCCGCCCACUGCUUGGUCUGGAGCUCUCCAGAUACCUGACCAGACUCCAUUCUGCCAAGUUAACAGGAAAUCCUGGCUGAGCAAAGUUGGAAGCCCAAGUUCCCGCAUUGAUAAAACAAGUUUUUCCAAUGAAAAGGAGAUCUCCAAGCUUGACUUCUCGGAUUUCAACACUAGAUACUAACAGGAGGGCACCUCACUAAGCACAAAACUCUGGCAUUUCUGCUGCAUGAUAUUUUUUGUGCCUCCAUCAAAUGUCACAAGAGCAUCGAGAUACUUUUCUGUACUAGGGAUAAACAUAAAUGCUCCCUGUUCCCACCAAAUAAGAAUUCCUGGUUGCUGUGUUAGAUAUCUUAGCAUGAAUGUCAACAUUCAGUGUCUAAAAUGCCAAUAUCUAAUUUGUUGCAGCUUUGAAAGACAGAUAAAAGCUUAGAAGUGCUGGUGAUUAUUUGUGCACAAUGAGACUUGUUACAUACAACCAGAUGGUACCUAAUCUUUACACUGUGAGUCAUAUUUAGAUGAAAAAUAAUAAAUUUAUGUUCUACUGUUUGUAAUCUCACCAAAAAUACAUAACUACAGAACUGGAUAACUUGAGAGUUCUCUGUAACAAGUCUGUUAUAGACCAGGCUCUUUGUGAUAAUUAAUAAGGUUAUAGUGGUAAUUUAAAAUAAAUAUGUUGAUUCAAACUACGAUUAUCUAACCAGCUCUGGUUUAAAAUUCUCCUUUGUAAUUCAGAUAAAUCUUGUUCCAAGGUGAGGAAAUGUGUGGCCUCUCACCCUGUUUUUCUCUUGUCUACCUGUAGCUUACAUCCAUGCUGACUGUAAAGAAUGUUUAAAUCUCUUUGCUUUUUGUUCUUACUAAAAUUGAAGAUUUAAGAGAUUUUCCA